AUAAAAAAGGACGAGACCAUUUAGAACGAGAUAGAUGCCAAGAUUUCAACUUUCAUCUUCCUAUUCGUCUGCACCUUACUACUCAUCGUUUCCUCCCGACUGUUCCUCCAUGUCGAUUUCUGGAAUUCAAGGCCAGCUUCUUGAAGUCACUGUUAUUGGUUGUAACAAAUUGAGAGAUACGGAAUGGAUUUCACGGCAGGACCCAUAUGUCUGUCUUGAAUAUGCCAACACCAAGCACCGCACCAGAACAUGCAAAGACGGCGGUAAACAUCCCACAUUCCAAGAGAAGUUCGUGUUUCCGCUGGUUGAAGGUCUUAGGGAAAUCAAUGUUAUGGUCUGGAACAGCAAUACUGUCACAUCGGAUGACUUCAUUGGCGGGGGAAAGGUUCAACUUCAGAAGGUUCUUACUCAGGGUUAUGAUGACAGCGCAUGGCCGCUUCAGACUAAACAUGGCCGUAGAUAUGCAGGAGAAGUGCGGCUCAUAAUGCAUUAUUCGAAGACCAAUAAACCGACAUCAAGCUAUGCUCCGUCUGCACCACCAUAUGGAGCACCACAUGCAUCACAAGCUCAUCUAUAUUCAGCACCCCCACCUGCAGGUCAUUAUGCACCACCAGCGCCUGGACCUUACCCACCAGUGCCAGCAGGCUAUGCAGCUCCAUCUCCCUAUCCUUCAUACUCGCCUAAUUCAGCAGGGUAUCCACCAUCUCCAUAUGGUCCCAAUCCAUCAGCGUAUGGCCAUACUCCAUCUUCCUAUCCUCCCGCACCAUACCCACCAACUUCAACAUAUCCCCCACCCCCACAAUCCUCACCCUAUCCUCCAAAUCCUUUUCCUGGACUUUAUCCUCCAUCACCGUACUAAGAUAGAGCUCCUCCAGUUGUACCUGAAAAAGAGAGAGAUCUCCCCGAGACCCCAAAUGAAGAUGCGAUUGAUAAGAUGUGGUACUAAUUGUGUAUAGUCUAAUACUCGUAGUUUGGUAGUUGUCUUACCGCAUAGACGGAUGUUCCAAAUUCAAAUUUGCACAUUCGUUCUCCCCACUGUUUAUAAAACGAAGAGUUUCUGAACCAGAA
Pyrus x bretschneideri (Chinese white pear) is the source of this 1068-nucleotide messenger RNA. Its product is annotated as protein SRC2 homolog. The coding region runs from base 35 to 859 and encodes 274 amino acids. NCBI's taxonomy places the organism in Eukaryota, Viridiplantae, Streptophyta, Magnoliopsida, Rosales, Rosaceae. The transcript has 7 exons. The record is from RefSeq and is a predicted model, not a curated record.